AAUGCAUGAAUUGAAUUCUCCACUCGGCACCGUGACGCCUUAACCAAGCUCCCUAAUCGUUUGAUCUGAUCAAAUAUGGUUGUUCAAAGAAGCUGCUGCUCAACAACAUUGGUAAGCAAGGCCAAAAUGUAUUUUGUUUUACUUUCUGGAACGCAGUGAGGAAACUCCAAGACCCAUCUGAAUCGUCGCUCUCUAGAUCCACCUCCAAUCUAGAUUCUAGGGUAUUGAUCUGUCAUCUGUGCAGUUACUCGUGUUCAAAAGCGAUUGGCAUUGCGGCCGCUCUUGAUCCGUCGGUGGUGGGAUGAUAUAUGGGCUAGGGGUUCGGAUUUGAAGGAGCGUGUUAUUUUUGUAUGAGAAUGAGCGUGUUUGAUGGGACUUGAGCUGCUGAUAAGGCGAAUUAGGUUUCUCUGCUCGAGUGUUUGCAGGUUUUAGGUUUUGGAGGGGAACAUGUUUUGGAGGGAAACAGAGAGGGAGGACAGAGAACAGAAUGGAGGUCCGCCUUGUGGAUAUGUCAGAGUGCUUGUUGUUGGAGACUCAGGUGUGGGGAAGACCUCUCUUGUUCAUCUGAUUCUUAAUGGCUCUUCUGUUGCUCGCCCUCCUCAAACAAUUGGCUGUUCAGUAUGCGUGAAGCACACUACUUAUGGAAAUUCUGGUAGUUCAUCAAGUAAUAUCAAAGGUGACAGUGAAAGAGAAUUUUUUAUUGAGCUUUGGGAUAUAUCUGGACAUGAACGCUACAAAGAUUGCAGAUCUAUAUUGUACUCACAGAUCAAUGGUGUUAUUUUUGUUUAUGAUCUCUCUCAAAGAAGGACAAAGGCAAGCUUGCAAAAAUGGGCUGCAGAGAUUGCAGCAAUUGGAACAUUCUCAGCUCCUUUAGCUUCUGGAGGCCCUGGGGGUCUUCCUGUUCCUUAUAUUGUAAUUGGUAACAAGGCAGAUAUUGCUUCAAAAAAGGGUACAAGAGGGAGCAGUGGCAAUCUUGUUGAUGUAGCCCGCCAAUGGGUCGAGAGGCAGGGCUUUCUGCCUUCAAGUGAAGAAAUUCCAUUGACAGAAAGUUUCCCUGGCAGUGAAGGGAUUGUUGCGGCUGCUAAAGAAGCAAGAUACGAUAAGGAAGCUUUGAUGAAAUUUUUCCACAAGUUGAUCAGAAGGAGAUACUUCUCAGAUGACUUACCAGGUAGACCUUGGUCUACCUCUGUUCACAAACCACCACAGAAAUCACAUGAAAUUUCAAGUGAGGAGGAUCACCUGUACAAGAGUUCAAGUUUCAGCAGUGACCCUUAUAAAUACAAUGCACUCCUUCCCAUGCAUUAUCCACUGCAACCUGAAAUCAAUAGCAUUGCAUCUGCACGCUCAGAUCUAUGAUGAUCUUUAUUCUUUUGGUGACAUCAGAUUACACAGGCAGUAUAUUUUUGGCUUCUUGAAGUAUUCUCUGUCUCUGCAAAAUGUUCCUACUCAUUCGUCGACCCAUGGAAAUGGUUCUCUUUUCACAGUGUGAAAUAUAUAUCAUACAAUGACGAUUAUAGUGUAGCCUGAGACACAAUUGAGGUGACACGCAUAAUAAAAUAUGAACUCUCAUGUCAGGGCUCUUAUAAUUAUUGAAGUACUUGAUACCUUAAGCAGUUGUGAGGAUAACUUUGAGAUACUUGUAUUGAUAUAUAAGUUGUAUGUAUCUUAUAAAAGGGUUAAGAAUUUAUAGCCAAAAUACACUUAUUGAAAUAAUCUACUCUAUAUAAUGGUGCA
This is a messenger RNA of Ipomoea triloba (trilobed morning glory), 1734 nucleotides long. Its product is annotated as small GTPase LIP1-like. The transcript is spliced from 7 exons. NCBI's taxonomy places the organism in Eukaryota, Viridiplantae, Streptophyta, Magnoliopsida, Solanales, Convolvulaceae. Gene Ontology annotation, molecular function: GTPase activity. Gene Ontology annotation, cellular component: endomembrane system. Gene Ontology annotation, biological process: intracellular protein transport. The coding region runs from base 448 to 1356 and encodes 302 amino acids. The record is from RefSeq and is a predicted model, not a curated record.